AUGAAGAGACUAGCCCACACUCACCUCGCCGGCAGUGUCGUACUCUUCCUGCUGGCAGCCACCACCAUCCCCUCGACGACGGUUGCGGUGGUGUCUUUGGACGGCGAAGCCCUUUUGGCAUGGAAGGCCAGCCUCAGUGACCCGGCCGCGCUCUCCAACUGGACCCGGGCCAAGCCGAUGUGCCUCAGCUGGGAUGGCUUGUACUGCCACCUAGAACGCGUCGUGAAGCUAAGGCUCUCGGGACUCGGUCUCUCGGGCGGGCUCGACACGCUCGACACUUCAGAGCUCCAGGACCUUGUCACGCUGGACCUUAGUGGGAACAACCUCGGCGGCGCCAUCCCUGCGGGCAUCUCGCGACUGCGCUCUCUCGAAUUGCUGGACCUUAGCAGCAACAGGUUCGACAGCUCUAUCCCGCCAGGGCUCGGUGGCAUGCCCAACCUCGUCUUCCUCCAGCUCUACAAUAACAGCCUCGUGGAACGAGAGCUUCCGAGCUGCCUGUGCGACUUCCGGUCUCUUCAAUACAUGGACUUGUCGAACAACCAGUUCUCUGGGAAGCUUCCGGACUGCUGGUGGAACCUGCAGGAUCUACAGUUCAUGGACCUAUCCAAUAACUCCUUCUCAGGUAAAAUCCCCAUGGCUGUGCCAAGCCAAACCUGCUCUCUCAGGUGGCUUUACCUUGCCAGAAAUAGCUUCAUCGGUGCCUUCCCGCCGGUCCUAAGGAGCUGCAAUUCGCUGGAGACAGUGGACAUAGGAAACAACGGGUUCUUUGGGGUUAUCCCUCCAUGGAUUUGGAGUCGGUUUCCAUUGUUGAAAAUUCUUAGCCUCAGAUCAAACAACUUCACCGGGGAAAUUCCUCCACAGCUAUCACGCCAUUUGGGACUUCAGUUGCUUGAUAUGGCAAACAAUAGCUUGACCGGCUCAAUUCCGGUAUCCUUUGGCAGCUUCUUCUUCAUGAAGUAUCCACAAAAUCUUUCGGCUACUGGAUCGCUCCACUGGACAAAAUACGAUGAUAAAAUCAACAUAAUCUGGAAGGGCCAGGAGCAGAUUUUCCAAAGUGCAACCCAAUCAUUAGCCGGUAUUGAUCUGUCGGGUAAUUUGUUGUCUCGAUGCAUCCCUAAAGAGCUAACCAACCUUCUGGGCAUCCAGUUCUUGAACCUGUCAAGAAACCAUCUGUCAUGCGGUAUUCCUAAAGACAUCGGUAGUUUGACUUAUCUCGAGUCCCUUGAUCUGUCUUCUAAUGAACUAUUAGGAGGGAUUCCUCCGAGCAUGUCGAACUUAUCCUGGCUCAACACGUUCAAUGUCUCGAACAAUCUUUUGUCAGGCAAGAUACCCGCUGGGAGUCAGAUGCAGACCCUGACUGACCCAUCGAUUUAUUCCAAUAAUUCUAGGCUGUGCGGAUUUCCUCUCGAGACUCCAUGUCCAAAUACUUUCCUUACACAGAAUGAGAGAAAUGGUGGAAAUGAGGAUCAGUGGUUGUACUACUGGGUGAUUGCAGGGAUUGUGUUUGGUUUCUGGUUAUGGUUUGGGAUGCUCUUUAUAGUUAAAACUUGGAGAUGUGCUUUUCUCUUAUUUGUCGACGGCAUGCAAUGUAAGGUUAUGAAGAAGGCAUGAUGCUUUAGAUGGCAUGCAAUGUAAGGUUAUGAAGAAGGCGUGAUGCAUUAGUUGUGUUCUCUACUUUGUUGUGCAAUAGACAGAAAAAUAGUCCAAAAUAUGAGAUGGGUUGUCAACAUUA
Molecule: messenger RNA, 1732 nt
Organism: Aegilops tauschii subsp. strangulata
Lineage: Eukaryota; Viridiplantae; Streptophyta; Magnoliopsida; Poales; Poaceae
Source: RefSeq, a predicted model, not a curated record